Pecten maximus is the source of this 1998-nucleotide messenger RNA. Its product is annotated as zinc finger protein 862-like. The coding region runs from base 1 to 1998 and encodes 665 amino acids. The transcript has 4 exons. Lineage: Eukaryota; Metazoa; Mollusca; Bivalvia; Pectinida; Pectinidae. The record is from RefSeq and is a predicted model, not a curated record.
AUGGCGGAGAAGAGACGGCAGCAAACACUUCAGACGUAUUUCACGAAGAGACUGCGACAAAAUGAAGAUGACAUGUCUACAUGUAUACCGGCCAGUGUUCCAGCUGCAGUCAGUCCAAUAAGUACAUGUUGUCCAGCUACAGAUAAAGAUAAAGAAAUUGACAUGCCUACAUCUAGUAUACCGGCCAACCCAAAAAGUACAUGUUAUCCAGCUACAGCUGAUAUAGGAGUUAUAACUCCGUCUCCAAGCUGUAUGCAGGCUCCACCCACGCAGUCUCAGAAAAGCACAACUAACCGUGACUUGGAGGAAGGUUUGAUGUUGGUUAAUCAGUUGUUUCCUGCAUGUACCGGUACAAUUCAUAGUUACUAUUCUUGCCGCAAAAGUGAUUGCACCACCUUAGGAAAGGAAGAGAGCGAAAGAUUGUCUACCAAAACGGAUCGAUUUAAACAUGAAUGGUUAUUCAUGAGGUCGUCGUUCGCUGAUAAACAGAACCUUUGGUGGUUAGUUUACAUAGAAGGUCAGGGAAUGUACUGUUUGGUUUGCAAAAAGCAUUUUCAGCGCAACAGCUACAACAAAAGCGAAAAAUUUGUGUCGGAACCAUCUGUCCGCCUCAAGAGGUCUGCGGUGACCAGUCAUGCCAAUGCAAAUGUGCAUACGCGUAGUCUAGAGGCCGAAACACAGCAGCGAAGAGGCUCUGUGAUCCAAAAAGAGCUAGAGAAAAAGCAGAGCAGCCACUUCAAUGCAGUUUUGAAAGCCUUCACCACCGCAUACUUCCUUGGAAGGGAACACAUAGCAAACAGAAAAUUUGUUCCUUUUCUAAAACUUGUUGAACACCUUGGUUUAGACGAUAUUACAUACUUUGAACACAGAAGCCAAGGAUCCAUCAGAGAUGUAUUCAUGACCAUUGGAGAUACCAUCCAAGAUAAGAUUUGCUCGGAUAUACGACGAUCACAAGGAUUUGGUGUGCUCAUUGAUGACGUCACAGAUGCCGCUGCAAUGGAGCAGAUGAUUACUUUUGCGCAGUAUCUGAACUGUGGAAAACCUCAGAUUGCUUACAUAGGUAUCCGUGAUGUGUUGGAAUCCCAUGAAUCGGCUAAUGCUCAAGCCUUAUUAGACACAUUUCUCCAGCUGCUUCAGGACAAAAAUCUUAAGGUGGAAGAUGUGAAGGGUCUCUGUUCUGAUGGGGCGAGUGUGAUGCUUGGGCGCAAGAAUGGAUUUGCAGCCAAAUUAAAGAGUCAGCCUGGUUGUGAUCAGAUGAUCUCCGUGCACUGUGUGUGUCAUAGAUUGGCAUUGGCCUGCUGUGACACAAGUGCGAAUCUUGGUGAGCUGAAGGCCGUGGAAGACACACUCGUGCAUCUUUGGAAAUGGAUGGAAUAUUCUCCUCAACGCACAGCAGCGUUUCUCAAGGCCCAGUUGACCUUGAAAGGUGUGGCCGCACCAGCCACAACUUCAGCAGAGAAAACAGUUUGUAGAAAACUUAAGAAGGCCUGUCACACCAGAUGGCUGAGUUUUGACGCUGCAGUGAAGGCUGUCUUUGAGGAUUACUGGGCAAUCCUGCAGACUCUGUCAGCAUUUGAAAAGUGUGCUGUUGCUACUGGUCUCUUGAAGAAGAUGCGGAAUACCCACUUCCUUGGAACCGUAAUGUUGCUUAGAAAUGUUCUGCCCCACCUUGCAGGUCUAUCAAAGGUAUUCCAAGCAAACAUUCUGAACUUCUCAAGAAUUCAGCCUCAGAUUCAGUAUGUUAAAGAUAGAAUACAGUCUCUAUGUGAUGAGAAUGUUGCCUGUGAAGAACUUGAGAAGGAAUUGAAUCCUGAGGAUGGACGUCUAAGACACACGGGAAUCAAGUUCGCAGAGAAAGAUGGUGAACGGCUAAAGAAGCUAUCCACCUGCUACAUCACAGCAUUGCAGAGGAACAUUGAUGCGAGGUUUCAGGAUAGUGUUGGUGUUAUUAGCUCAUUUGCCAUUUUUGACCCAUCAGCUGUUCCCUCCAAAGAUUGA